This is a messenger RNA of Malassezia vespertilionis, 606 nucleotides long. RefSeq lists its product as uncharacterized. The coding region runs from base 1 to 606 and encodes 201 amino acids. The record is from RefSeq and is a predicted model, not a curated record. The transcript is spliced from 5 exons. Gene Ontology annotation, molecular function: polynucleotide 3'-phosphatase activity; double-stranded DNA binding; ATP-dependent polydeoxyribonucleotide 5'-hydroxyl-kinase activity. NCBI's taxonomy places the organism in Eukaryota, Fungi, Basidiomycota, Malasseziomycetes, Malasseziales, Malasseziaceae. Gene Ontology annotation, biological process: DNA repair.
AUGGCGCUGCAGCUGGUUGUGCUGUGCGGCCUGAUAGGGAGCGGGAAAUCGACGUUCGCACACGCCGUGGAAGAUGCGGCGCCGCAUGAAUGGGUGCGGUGCAAUCAGGACGAGCUGAAACGACGGAGGAUGGUGUAUGACCGUGCGAUGGAAGCGCUAUCCCACGGAAAGAAUGUGCUGAUUGACAGGACAAACAUAGAUAGGAGGCAGCGCGCCGACUGGCUCGAGCUCGCGCAUGAUUUCCGGAAUGCGCAUCCCGACGGGCCCAUGCUCGAGGUGAGCUUGCUGUUGUUUGCUACACCGCUGGAGGAGGCACACAGGCGGCUUGCACAGAGGCAUGAUCACCCCACAAUUAAGGAUCCAGAGCAGGCACUCCGAUUGCUGGCCAUGUUUCAGCGCAGCUUCGUCAUGCCGGAUCCUGACGAGCCGGAAGGAUUUCAUCGUAUGCUUGUGCUCGAUACACCGCUGCCGCUGCCAGACGAUGUGCAGUUUGGGCAGGCUCACGGCGAGGCAGGGGUACAGUGGGGCAAGGGCGUGGGCAAGGGCGUGGGCGUGGGCAAGGGCGUGGGCAAGGGCAAGGGCAAGGGCGUGGGCAUGGGCGUCUAG